This is a messenger RNA of Elgaria multicarinata webbii, 1355 nucleotides long. RefSeq names its product THAP domain containing 5 (gene THAP5). The transcript is spliced from 3 exons. Lineage: Eukaryota; Metazoa; Chordata; Lepidosauria; Squamata; Anguidae. The coding region runs from base 49 to 1341 and encodes 430 amino acids. Gene Ontology annotation, cellular component: nucleus. The record is from RefSeq and is a predicted model, not a curated record.
GCCGCCCUGGUGCCGUCUGGAGCCUCUGGCCGCGGCGGAGCCCGUGCCAUGCCUCGGUACUGUGCAGCCACCUGUUGCAGAAACCGAGCGGGACAGAGCGCCCGAGACCAGCGCAAGCUCAGCUUCUACCCAUUUCCUCUUCAUGAUAAAGAAAGAUUAGAGAAAUGGUUACGAAAUAUGAAAUGUGACACCUGGAUUCCCAGUAAACAUCAGGUCCUCUGUAGUGACCAUUUUACACCAGAUUCUCUUGACGUCCGAUGGGGUAUUCGAUAUUUGAAAACAACUGCAGUGCCAACUAUUUUUUCAUCAUCUGAUAAUCAGGAAAAAGGACUUUCCCAGAAGAAAAUGCAAGAGAAAAGAAUAGAAGAUGUCAGAGAAAGGAACAUAAGUGUAGCAAAUACAUCUCUUAAACAUGGUUCACCAAAGAGAAAUAUUAUACUUGAAGAAAACCUACAUAGAAAAGCACUUUGUACAACUUUAAGCAAGUCGCCAGGAAAGGAAGGACUACUUCAGAAUAUAGUAAAAGCUGAAGAUGACAUUGCAUGUCCAAAUAACUCAGUUAAACAGAAUAUGGAGCAAGCAAAUUCUGUGUUAAUAGCAGCCGAUGUGCAGAAUGCAGGAACCAUCGAUUCGACUUCCCCAGAAAAUAGUUUUAAUAACUCUGUAGAGAACAUCUUCAGUAGUGCAACCACAAUUUUGCAAACUUCCGUUCAUGACCUUCAUUCAUGUCUUGAGCGUGUCUCGGAUUCUAAAGCCACAGUUUUGCAGGCUUUGCAUCUUGAACACUUGGAUUCAACUCUGGAAUUUAAUAAUGUCACUGUACCAAUUUCUGAUCUUCCAUCUGAUCAACUGGACACUCAGAUUGCAGGCUCUUCUGUAGAAGUACAACAAACUGAUGAAAAUUCUGUGUUGUUCCACACAGUGUCACAAGCUUUAGAACAGUUCAGUGGAAAUAAGGAAUCUGUUAUCACUAUUAUAGUUCCUUCAGAGUGUUCAAGAACUCCUUUGUUGUUAGAGGGUUCAUUCCUACCUGCAGACCAGAAAUUAAACAUAGAAGUUGAACAAUCUGUGUGUAUCACCAGUUGCAGUGGCAUUGAAGUACUACAAACUGAGCAUUCAUACUGUAGGCAAGACACAGACAAGGAACAACUCUGGCAAAAAAUUCUGAAGUUGCACUCCAAAAUAGCACUUUUAGAAGUACAGGAGAGAAAAACCUUAAGCAGACUCAAAUCUCUGGAAGCGCUUAUUUCAAAACUGAAGCAGGAAAAUCUCCUUUCUGAAGAAAAGCUCAAAAUUGUAGAAAACUGUUUUACAACGUUUGAAGUGACAAUGAUACAAUAAAAGCUUUAAAGUCA